CGGGCGGGGCCGGAACGUCUUUCUCCGGCUGCGGGCGGGAGGCGCCACUUCCCCGCCACACCGGUCAUGGCUGCAGCUGCUCGGGGCCAGAUUUGGGCCCAGAAACUUCUCCUGGUUCCUUGGCUUCUGCGCAGCCCCAGAAGAUAUGCCUCCUCCAACUUCAAGGCUGCAGACCUGCAGCUGGAACUGACCAAGACACCCCAGCAGAAGCCGGCCACAAGCGAGGGCCUGGUCUUUGGGAAGACGUUCACUGACCACAUGCUGAUGGUGGAGUGGAAUGCAGAGAAGGGCUGGACCCGGCCCCGCAUCCAGCCCUUCCAGAACCUCUCACUGCACCCAGCCUGCUCUGCGCUCCACUAUUCCCUGCAGCUCUUCGAGGGCAUGAAGGCCUACAAGGGCCCGGAUGGGAAGGUGCGCCUCUUCCGCCCCUGGCUCAACAUGGACCGGAUGCUGCGCUCUGCCCUGCGCCUCUGCCUGCCGAGCUUUGACAAGGCCCAGCUGUUGGAGUGCAUCCGGAGGCUGGUGGAGGUGGACAAGGACUGGGUGCCAGACAGCGCGGGCACCAGCCUCUACGUGCGCCCUGUCCUGAUCGGCAACGAGCCUUCGCUCGGUGUGAGCCACGCCUCCAGAGCCCUCCUGUACGUCAUUCUCUGCCCGGUGGGCGCCUACUUCCCCGGAGACGCCUUGACUCCCGUGUCGCUCUUGGCGGACCCCACCUUCAUCCGUGCCUGGGUGGGUGGGGUCGGCGACUGCAAACUGGGGGGGAACUACGGGCCCACUGUAUUCGUGCAGCAAGAGGCCAAGAGGAAGGGCUGCGAGCAGGUCCUGUGGCUGUUUGGGCCUGAUCACGAGCUCACCGAGGUGGGCACCAUGAACAUCUUCGUCUACUGGACCUACGAGGAUGGGGUUCUGGAGUUGGUGACGCCCCCGCUGGACGGCGUCAUCCUUCCCGGAGUUGUCAGGCAGAGUCUGCUGGACCUGGCGCAGUCCUGGGGAGAUUUCCGGGUGUCCGAGCGGAAGAUCACCAUGAAGGAGCUGACGCGGGCGCUGAAAGAAGGCCGGGUGCGGGAAGUCUUCGGUUCAGGCACCGCCUGCCAGGUCUGCCCGGUGCACCAGAUCCUGUACCAAGGCCAGAACCUGCACAUUCCCACCAUGGAAAACGGCCCUGAGCUCAUCCACCGCUUCCUGAAGGAGCUGAAGGCCAUCCAGAAUGGAACCAAAGGACACGAGUGGAUGUUGCAAGUGUGAUGCUGCAGUCUGUGCCCGACCAGCCGUCGGACCCAUCAGCCCGUAGCCCUAGUCCCUGCUGGACCCUCGUCUUCAUACCAAGGACUCACCCCAAGUGCAAUAAGACUGAAGGCCUGGGCCGGGGGCGCCCGGGUCUCUGGGCCCCGCGGGGUUGCUAUAUUCCCAAAGCCAUAAGGGCCAGAACCAGUCGUCUUGGCUCCAAGCCCCAUCUCUCAGGCCUGGGGAUCUAGAUCCCCGAAGCUCCGUUUGGGGGGGUCAAAAGAAUGCAUUUUGACCCCGAACUCCACCUCCGUUUCCAGGCUGGAUCUCCCAGCAGUGCCAUUGAUAGAUUUGUCUUUUUUUUCUUGCUGCGGUUUUGAAAUAAAAUGCCAAAGAACAAGA
This is a messenger RNA of Sorex fumeus (smoky shrew), 1629 nucleotides long. RefSeq names its product branched chain amino acid transaminase 2 (gene BCAT2). Lineage: Eukaryota; Metazoa; Chordata; Mammalia; Eulipotyphla; Soricidae. The record is from RefSeq and is a predicted model, not a curated record. Gene Ontology annotation, molecular function: branched-chain-amino-acid:2-oxoglutarate transaminase activity. The coding region runs from base 67 to 1248 and encodes 393 amino acids. Gene Ontology annotation, biological process: L-leucine biosynthetic process; L-valine biosynthetic process. Gene Ontology annotation, cellular component: mitochondrion. The transcript is spliced from 11 exons.